This is a messenger RNA of Cantharellus anzutake, 2514 nucleotides long. RefSeq lists its product as uncharacterized. The record is from RefSeq and is a predicted model, not a curated record. The transcript is spliced from 13 exons. Lineage: Eukaryota; Fungi; Basidiomycota; Agaricomycetes; Cantharellales; Hydnaceae. The coding region runs from base 1 to 2514 and encodes 837 amino acids.
AUGCACAGUCCUCAAUUCUCGAAGGUGAUGUGGCCUGUGGAUAAUGCGUGUAAGGUCAUAAUCGUCAUCUUAGGUGUCUCCCCAGCCAUUUCUUCACUGGUAGAUGAUAUUAGGAAUGAAAUUGACCUUACUGGAAGCGAUGAUUGGAGUGUCAGCCUCAAUGAGCCCACGAUCGACUAUUCCCUAGACAUGACUUGUGAAGAGCUUGCUGAUGUAGUGACACUACUCCAGCCAAAGCAAAUCCAGGCGUCACAAGCACACUGGGCGGCAUUGAUACCCAGUCUCUCUGACAUUUACUUGAGGUACAAGACAAGCAAUCCUUGUUGUAUGCUGCUUCAUUACCCAGAACCACCUGAAAAUUCGAACUUUGUUCAUAUUUACGUCAUUGAUGUCUUUGAUGGAUGGUCAUACGAACACAUUCCUCAAGACCCAGAUGAAACCUCACCGACAUCUGCCAUUCUCCAUUCAGGCUAUAUCCCACCAACUCCCAUCAAUCCAACUGUAGCAAUCUCAAUAUGUUCACUCGAGCUCCUUCAUUGUCUAAUGUGUGCCUCAUCUGGCUUCAGUGUCCAGUCAUUUGCCCGAUUGCUGGCCGAUUUGCACCACGUCUCAUUAGCCUUUGAUGCAUACUAUGCUAUCAUUACAAGAGGACUCAUGUCUUACAAGCUUCACGAUGAGCCUGAGCACCCCAUUAAUUUGAUUGUCACAGGCGAUGGAAACACUUCCUUAUCACGCCUCCCCCACAGGUCUGAGUCCGACCCUCGGACUUUCCUUAGUGACUACUAUCUACCUCGAUCAGAGGUAGACAUGUUUCAAAAUACGAAAAAACAAUCCCAGCUUCCCUCAAUGCUGGCUGGACCCGAUGACCCACCCCCGGAAUCGUGUGUUGGAUGGAAGAACUCUCGGCCAAUGCCCCAAAUGAUGAAAGCUGGAUCCCUCAGUGUCAUGGAUGAAACCGGCAUCUUUCUAGUUAUUUGCCACCAUGGAAUCGUGCAGUUUAUCAUGGACAUGGUCAAGAGUGGUGAAUUGGCAAAGUACCCAGUGGCAGCAGCAAAUAAACUGCUGAGUACAUUUGGCAGCAAUAUCCUUUUUGCAUACGAUGUUGGAUGCACCUUUUCGAUCACACUUUCCCGCUCUGCUAUGCUGCACCUCGGGCCAAUUUCACGUUUCAAAGAAGGGGCGGGUAUCGAAGAUGGGGAAGGUAAUGAACGAGCUUUCUCCUCAAGUAAUGGCAUCGCAGCAGUAACCCAUCAUGCUUCUGCAUAUUACCACCACUUCCAGAUCCACCUUCACUUCGAGAAAUGGGACCAGGAUAAGUAUGAGCGCUUAGGCAACUUCCUGUUGGGAAAUCACACCUCUGCAUGGACACAGAUCCAUGAAUCCAUGGCUAUCCUAGACACGACGAAACACAUGCACCCAACCUUCGAUUCUGACUGGGACUGUCCACUGUUCUUACAACAAGAAAAGGAGUACAUCAUGUCUCUGAAGUCAGAGCCAAAGGCCAAACAAGCCAAAAUCGAAUACCUCGAUGCACUGGAACAAUUGGAAAGUACUGAGAUGGAGCUUUGGCCACUGCUGUUAACACUGUCCAUAUCACCAACUUCGGAACUUGCAUACCAAGCCUUGUGUGUUCAGCGCAAGGUGGAAGAAGCACGCUGCAUUGUCUCUGCACUGGAAGCAACAUCAUCUCUUGCAUUACCAUGGCAUGUGGAUUCUCCUCAGUGCCAUGAAGCCAUCCAGCUGCACAGUGAGAGGAGGUAUCAUCGCCUGCUUGAUGACUUGGAACACCGCGCUAUUUCCCAUCAGUUUGAGUUGGAAAAGAUGGGCCUUCUGAAGACUGAAAUCAUCUUGAUUUUCUCAAUGGCGCUCCAUUCCACCCUCGAGAAGUAUAACAGUGCCGCAGCAGCGCUGAUCCCUCCAAAACCUUCCCUCACUUGGGAUGAUAUCACCCACCCCAACUUUCCAAGUAUAGUUGAGCUAUUGCAGGGUUGUGAUGACAUUCAGUCAUGCGAAUGGGCCCAGGAGCAUUUCCGUGAGGCAACCUGUGCCUGGAUAAAGCUCCAAUGUGCAAAAGAGGAGCUUGUCAUAAUUGGAAUUGAUGCUCGUAGAAUACUGACUGCCAUAAGGGAUGAGGAAUUACAGGUUAAGGAAACUAUCGAGGCAGUAACUGCCAGCAACCCUGUCAUUGCCUCAUACAUCUCAAUGACUUUCAAGUGGCGCAUACAGGCAAACGCCCACCUCCACAAGAAAUUGUCCUCUCUGGAGCAUCGUCCAAACUACCUUUCCCCCUGUGGACCCGGCACCUCCAUUUGCUUCGAGACAAGUGACUCCGACACUGGCCAAGAGCCCAAUGUUGAACCAGAUGCACCUCCUGAGAUUGAGAUGGCAGAUGUGCAGCAGCCAGAUGAUGGUGACCCCAUGAAUGAUGGGCUACUUGAGGAAGAAGAUGAAGCACAGUCACAGCUUGCCAUUGAUAAACUCGUUGAUUUAUUCAAUAAUUCUGUAAUUAUGUAG